Messenger RNA from Alternaria atra, 735 nucleotides. RefSeq lists its product as uncharacterized. Bases 1 to 735 code for a protein of 244 amino acids. NCBI's taxonomy places the organism in Eukaryota, Fungi, Ascomycota, Dothideomycetes, Pleosporales, Pleosporaceae. The record is from RefSeq and is a predicted model, not a curated record. The transcript is spliced from 2 exons.
AUGCAUUUCCCCACGAUUCUGUCUGCCCUCGCGGUGGUCUCAGGCGUCUUAGCAGCCCCCGCCCCAUCUCAACUCGAUACUCGCGCUGUAGUCCCGCACAGCUCCCUCAACCCAGUUCGGACCCGCCUUCAAGGAGGGGCGAUUGGCCGUGCUAUCCUAAAGUACCAGCCCUUGCUACACAUCGCCCACGGCUGCCAGCCCUACACUGCGGUUGACGACAAUGGCAACACCAGUGGAGGACUUCAAGACACUGGCAAUGUCAGCGCUGGAUGCCGUGACCAAUCCAAGGGCCAAACUUACGCUCGAGCAGCCUGGCACAAGGGCAAGUUCGCUAUCAUGUACGCAUGGUACUGGCCCAAGGACCAACCAGCUGCUGGCAACGUCGUAGGCGGCCACCGCCACGACUGGGAGAGUGUCGUCGUCUGGCUCGACAACCCGGCGAAUGCCAACCCUCGUAUUCUCGGCGCCGCUGCGUCGGGUCAUGGUGGCUACUCGCCCACCACGCGCCCCAACAUUCAAGGCAACAACGUCAAAGUGGAGUACUUCGUCAGCUUCCCAAGAAACCACGCUCUGCAGUUCACCAACACCGUUGGUCGCACCUAUUGGAUCAACGACUGGGAUGCCAUGCCCAACGCUGCGAGGCAGGCUCUUUCGCCCUCGACACUCUUUGGAAAGGCAAAUGUGCCUUUCAGGAACGACGUCUUUGCUAGCAACUUGGACAAGGCUUUUGUCUAG